Molecule: messenger RNA, 591 nt
Organism: Musca vetustissima
Lineage: Eukaryota; Metazoa; Arthropoda; Insecta; Diptera; Muscidae
Exons: 1
Coding region: 6-590 (194 amino acids)
Source: RefSeq, a predicted model, not a curated record
AACACAUGAUGGCAAUUAAUGACAGAUUUGUUUUAACAGUGGCAAUAGGUGUACUUGCAAUGCAAAUGACCCUGGCCCAGAGACCCCCCUUUGCCGGUAGCCGUCCACCAAAUGGCCUCAAUCAAAAGGAUAAAUACAACACAAAUUCGAUUUCGUCAACUCCCGAAGUUUCCAAUCGCUUUGGUGAUUCAGCAGAGCCCAUUAGCAAUAUCAUACCCUAUGGCCAGCCACAGAGACCUCCAGUGGGCCAUGUCGUUACGCCCAUAACACCAUAUAUACCAUUGCCAUCGCCAGCUAAUGUACCGUCAUCUGUUCCCAACACCAAUGCCAGUGGAGUUAACUUUGCUGAUCGUUUUGGUGAUGCUGGUUCAAAUGCCGUCAUAUCACCUGGUGCCUCAACCACUACAUCAAGGCCAGUACGUCCCUUGGAUGCCCAUGGCGAUCUGGCGUUAAUCGACAAACUGAGUAAGCUACCACCAGAUCAACAGCCAUUCUGGUUUGUCAACUAUCAGGCCAUUGAAGCCCAACGCAAUGGCACGGCGGCAAAUGUUGCAGGCUCCAUAUCGGCAAGGGGAUCAUUUUUCGGUUGAU